Molecule: messenger RNA, 558 nt
Organism: Aspergillus oryzae RIB40
Lineage: Eukaryota; Fungi; Ascomycota; Eurotiomycetes; Eurotiales; Aspergillaceae
Exons: 3
Coding region: 1-558 (185 amino acids)
Source: RefSeq, a predicted model, not a curated record
AUGGAUCCUUCCUCUCGAGACAGGUCUGUCAGUGUCUCUGCCGGGAAGGUCUGCAUACCAAGGAAUUGCUUCCUGGAGGAUACCCGGUGCCGUUUCUGGCGCACCCUAAGCCAUACCAGAGUGCCACUUACUCCCCCAACGAUGCAGAUAGCCGCACAGACUACUGCUAUCGCAACAACGGAUGACAAUUCCAACAUCGUUGAUUCCUGUUAUGAUGACCGACAGACUUUGUUGAAGGUCAACCGUACUGCUGCCUGGAAGGGUUCGUGGAGAACGUCCGGGCGGCAAUGGAACCUCCUGACAGCACACACAAACACAAUCCACGAUAGCGACGCAGGAGGCAAAAGACAGAAGCAGAUGCAUCACAAAAAGAAAUGGAUGAUCCAACAAGCAGUCAUCAACGCAGAAGCAAUGUCAUCCUUCCGCGCAAGAAAGUCGAUAGCGCAAGAUACACACCAUGAGGUGAAGUCAUUCGCUAUCAAGGAUCAUAUUUCCGUUGUGCUGCGAGGCAGAUUUGGUGUUCUGAAUACAAAUAUAGACAUUCGUGCGCACAAAUAG